CUGCUCUUUAGUCUCUGCUAUAAGGGUAUAAGGGGUCAGUGUUCUUUACUCGGCAUUAACGUAGCCUUCAACUUAUUCAUCGACAUAAUAAUCGGUUCAGAAGAAUUGCGAUGGAUGAGAACCAAGAAUCGCCGCCGCAGGCUCAGAAAGAAAACGCCGUUCCGUCGCUACAGCCGCGUACUCCGGCCGCCGUACCAGCCCGUCUUAAGGUCCCCAAACCUUUCAAAUACCCUGAAAGGUACACAAGUCCAACUGAUCAGAUGAUGUCCCCUGUUUCAAAGAGACUUCUUGGGGACGGCAGAACUAGAAAGGCCGUCGCUGCGGCCGCCGCUGCCGCAGCUCCCGGACCCUUAUUACCUCCUAAGCCUCUGAAGAUAAAAUCCGUCGCCCCUACAGCUGCCUCCACCGCGACAGCAACCGCUCCCUUCAGCGUUCUCGCCGCCAGAGUUGAUCUUUAGUGACCCAAACAGCGCUUUGACGUUCAAAGUCCUCUGUAAUCGUACUAAUGUCAUUCUGGAAAAGGAAAUCCGUUUUUUGUUGUUGUUUUCUUUUCAGGUUUGUAAUGUAUCAAAUAAUCAGCAUCUAUUUCAAAAUAAGUAAAGUUGAUUAAUGCUAAUCCUUAGAUAAUUGAAAGAGUUGAAAAAAGUAUCUCAAAGGUGG
This is a messenger RNA of Cuscuta europaea, 660 nucleotides long. NCBI's taxonomy places the organism in Eukaryota, Viridiplantae, Streptophyta, Magnoliopsida, Solanales, Convolvulaceae. The record is from the annotation of a GenBank genome assembly.